GUGGCAGCCGCUGGAGCCGCGUACGAGAAGCGAGGCCGGCCGCCGGCACUUCCUGUGGAGGCCGCAGCGGGCGCGGGCGCGGGCGCCGACGGGCCGAGCGCCGAGGGAGCGAGCGAGCGAGCUAGCCGAGCCUCCCGCCGCCGCCGCCAUGGGCCAGAACGACCUGAUGGGCACGGCCGAGGACUUCGCAGACCAGUUCCUGCGAGUCACCAAGCAGUACCUGCCGCACGUGGCGCGCCUCUGCCUGAUCAGCACCUUCCUGGAGGACGGCAUCCGCAUGUGGUUCCAGUGGAGCGAGCAGCGGGACUACAUCGACACCACCUGGAGCUGCGGCUACCUGCUGGCGUCCUCCUUCGUGUUCCUCAACCUGCUCGGACAGCUGACCGGCUGCAUCCUGGUGCUGAGCAGGAACCUCGUGCAGUACGCCUGCUUCGGGCUCUUUGGCAUCAUUGCGCUGCAGACGAUUGCCUACAGCAUUUUAUGGGACUUGAAGUUUCUGAUGAGGAACCUGGCCCUGGGAGGAGGCUUGUUGCUUCUCCUGGCGGAGUCCCGUUCCGAAGGGAAGAGCAUGUUCGCGGGCGUGCCCACCGUGCGUGAGAGCUCCCCCAAACAGUACAUGCAGCUUGGAGGCCGCGUCCUGCUGGUCCUGAUGUUCAUGACCCUCCUUCACUUUGAUGCCAGCUUCUUCUCGAUCCUCCAGAACAUCGUGGGCACGGCUCUGAUGAUUCUGGUGGCCGUCGGCUUUAAAACCAAGCUGGCCGCCUUGACUCUCGUCGUGUGGCUCUUUGCCAUCAACGUGUAUUUCAACGCCUUCUGGACCAUUCCCGUCUACAAGCCCAUGCACGACUUCCUCAAGUACGACUUUUUCCAGACCAUGUCGGUGAUCGGAGGCUUGCUCCUGGUGGUGGCCCUGGGCCCCGGGGGCGUGUCCAUGGACGAGAAGAAGAAAGAGUGGUAACAGACCCCUCCCCGCCUGGCUGGGACCCGUGGCCGUCGAGGACUGGUUCAGGGUGGAUUCGACAUAACUGCCAGCAUUUCUGUAUCCUCUCCCCUCCCCUCCCUUGGUAAAGGCACAGAUGUUUUGAGAACUUUACUUGCGGACACCUGAUAAUUGAUGGCUAAAUCUGCUCUGGACCCUCAACCUGGUAUCUGACCAUGCAGAGCUGGCCGGCCCGUGGUCAGUGCCUCCCUCCCCAAGGCAGGCCGCGGCUUCUUGGAGUGAGCAGCUUGCUUGGCUGUGGCCUCUCAGUCCUGUUUUUUGGUUUCUUUUUUGGGGUGGGGGACCUUCAAGCUGUACUGUGAGCAGAUACAUUUGUGUAUCAUUCAAAGCAGUCUCCCUCUUAUUUUUUUUAAAGUUUACGUUUUUAGCUAAAACUACUCGAUGAUUUGGGGUGGCCCAGCCCAACAUCAACACACUGGUUCAAACUCGCACCAGUGCCUUCUCCGUUGUUUCUGCCCUGCGUUGUGAUACUUCAUAGGGACAGCGGGAGCAUAUAGAGAAACCCCAGACCCAAAGCAUAAGGCAGCGUUAGAGGCAGCCAAGGCUGCCGUCUACAGUGAAAGGCGUUCAUCAGGGGCUCGACUCGGAUUGGUGCAGUUUUUAGGGGGCGACGCCCUGGGAGUGGUAGUGACUCAAGGUGCGGACGGUGGCCCACAGGGAGGCUGCCCGGAGCCCGCAGGGACCCGCCCCCUUGCGUGCCCAGCUCGGUGGGGGGCAGCUGCCACUGCAGGGCCCGGCCGGAGCAGGGCACUCAGACCAGUUACCUCACGCCGAGCUGCCCCAGGGCCACAGCCAGAGCCGGGCCGGCACUGCCCGCUCAUCUCCCCCGCGGGGCUCCCCAGGCCUUGCGGCCACCCCCCUCCCCCAUUUUCACGAGGCUGCGGCUUGCUCAGAUUGUCUAUUUGCUAUGCUGAAUGCAGCCCAAAUUACUUUUUACGAUUUGUGAUGCCUUACCGAUUGGAUCUCGAGCCUGUAUUUCAAGUUUCCUAACAUUGCCUUAUACUGUUUCUCUCUUCCUG
Messenger RNA from Mesoplodon densirostris (Blainville's beaked whale), 2019 nucleotides. RefSeq names its product surfeit 4 (gene SURF4). NCBI's taxonomy places the organism in Eukaryota, Metazoa, Chordata, Mammalia, Artiodactyla, Ziphiidae. The transcript has 6 exons. The coding region runs from base 149 to 958 and encodes 269 amino acids. The record is from RefSeq and is a predicted model, not a curated record. Gene Ontology annotation, biological process: Golgi organization. Gene Ontology annotation, cellular component: endoplasmic reticulum-Golgi intermediate compartment; endoplasmic reticulum; membrane.